AUGUCCCUCAGACAUUACUCACAAUUGGCCUUGAAGGAGGCUCGUCUCACCUCAGAAGCCGAACUCAGCAAAGUCCAAUCUCUAGAAGGGAUCUUACAAUCUGACCGUGAAAAUUUGAUUCUGGCAUAUGCAGGCUCAUUCAAUCCUCCACACAAAGGCCACAUAGAUGUGCUGCUAUCAGGUCUCAGGCCCGAGAUAGCGGCGGCCGCAAUCAUCGUUGUGCCUAGUGAAGAUCACUUCCUCAGGAACAAGAUUCGCGACAAGCAUCCAGAGUUUUUCCUUGAGCAGAAACGUAGAGCAGACAUCCUGGAAGCUCUUCUUCCAGUUCCGAAAGCGAAGGUAUGGGUAUGGCCAAGUACUUGGUAUCCAUUCAAAGUAUUUAUGGAGGCUUUGGUUCGAUUGACAGAGGCAGAUGGGUUCAAAACGACGUUCUUGUGGUUAAUUGGACCAGAUCUACUGAACUCAACGAAUCCCACUAUGGUCACACCAUAUGAACUCCCUGGUGUUCUGAUCUCAAAUAGGGCCAGGCAUAUUGUGGCACACUUUCUACCUGAUGGGAAGCCAGCUGUGUGGAAUGGGUUUGGGGAAUGGUCUCGUAGCCCGAGUAGUGCUAAAGAUGGUGAGUCUCUUCAUUUUAAUUCGGUUGAUAACUGGUGUUAG
Molecule: messenger RNA, 660 nt
Organism: Penicillium taxi
Lineage: Eukaryota; Fungi; Ascomycota; Eurotiomycetes; Eurotiales; Aspergillaceae
Exons: 1
Coding region: 1-660 (219 amino acids)
Biological process (GO): biosynthetic process
Molecular function (GO): catalytic activity
Source: RefSeq, a predicted model, not a curated record